UCAUGUCCCCCUGCUGAUGUUGAGAAAGCUCGCAGAGAAGAUGUAAUUGGUCACUUUAUCCUUCGACUUGCCUUCUGCCGCUCUCCGGAAUCCACGAAGUGGCUUGUCACCCAAGAAGUGGACCUUUUCAGGUUUCGUUUUGCGAGUGAGUCUCCAAAUGGCAUAAUCGCAUUUCUCAAAGAAAAUAAUGUCAAUCUGGAUGUGGUAGAGAAUUCUGAAAAAGAGGAACUAAUGGCUGAAUUAGCCGCUGGUUGUGGCAUCAGCAUCGAACAAGCUUGCAACACAAACUUUUGGAAGGUAGACUUCACUGCAGCGCCUGAUCUCGUGCGCCGCCGCCGUGCGCUCGUUCGUCGAGGUUUUGCAUACAUACAAUUUAGCGAUUUGGUCGUGAUCACCAGCGCAGCUCUACGAGCGAACAUGACAGCGGCUAUGGCGAGGGCGUUCAAGCAUCUGGCAGUUGUAGAAGAGGAAUGGCGACUUCUUCCGAGACUUGCGCGCUUGGCUAAUAACGCCUACAGCGGGAAGCAGUAUGCUGGGAAGGAGAACGAUGGGAAAAUAACUCGGCACAUGAUUGACCAGUUAUGUGUACCGUCUUUCCCACUGUGCAUGCGGCAAUGUCAUACUCGGUUACGGGCUGAUCAUCAUUUGAGACAUGGAGCAAGGCGGCAGUAUGGUCUUUUCUUGAAAGCAAUCGGUUUGUCUUUAGAGGAAGCAAUUAUGUUCAUGCGUGAAGAGUUCACGAAAAAGAUUGAUUCUGACAAGGUUGUAAAGAUGCAUUCAAUCCAUCAGAUCGAU
Molecule: messenger RNA, 795 nt
Organism: Ostertagia ostertagi
Lineage: Eukaryota; Metazoa; Nematoda; Chromadorea; Rhabditida; Trichostrongylidae
Source: the annotation of a GenBank genome assembly